AUGCCUUCCUCACCCUCGUACCGUCAUACCGAGCCGCCCGACUCUCCCACGCACGACUCCGACUCGGACCUCGACCUCGACCUCCAAGAGCUUGACCCCAUCUCCACAGCGCCCACCCGAGGCUCCAAGCCCGAGCCGGCCGACCCGUCGCAAAAGCCGUCGAGGAUCGCCCUCCGCAACCUGCGUAUGGGCGGGCUGCGCAGAGCGGGCAAGCGACAUCGCGCCUACGGGGAGCUUGGUCACAAUCGCGAUGCCGCCGACGAGGGCGACGAUUCACAGCGCCUCCUGGGCGAUCAAGACGAUGCUCACGGCGGCGAGGAUGGCGCGCCUCUUCUCGGCAGCCGCUCCAGGGACAACCUCGGGCGCAGACUGUCGCUAAGCUCUGUCCUCAGGGUGCCUAGCUUCAUGUCCGGGACCAAGAGGGGUCCUGACGACGACGAGCUCCCGGAGGAAGAUGACCCCUCGUCGUCACGAAUUGUCACAGUCGGAUCCGUGCAACCGGUGCGAUAUCCCACAAACAUGGUUUCAAAUGCCAAGUAUACCGCUUGGUCGUUUCUUCCCGUCACAUUAUAUAACGAAUUCUCUUUCUUCUUCAACAUGUACUUCCUCCUCGUCGCCCUGUCGCAGAUCAUCCCCCCCCUGCGAAUCGGCUAUCUUUCUACUUAUGUCGCGCCGUUGGCCUUUGUGCUCUGCAUCACCAUGGGAAAGGAAGCCUGGGACGAUAUCGAUCGACGCCGACGCGACAACGAAGCCAACUCGGAGCAAUACACUAUUCUUAAAUUUGCGGACCCUUCGCCGGAUCCCGGUCCGCGGCCUAAAAAACCUCUCAAGUCCGAAACAAUGAAACGAGGGCCGAAAAAAGGCCGUAGCGAAAGAAUAGAAAGGGCUGGAUUGUCGGAUAUACAGGAAGACCCCGAAUCAGAACCUAGAAAACCUUCCUCGGUGGUAAUUGAAGUGAAUCGAAAAUCCAAGGAUCUCGCUGUCGGCGACGUUCUUCGUUUGACCAAGGGACAACGUGUGCCGGCAGACGUUGUGAUCUUGCAAUGUUCAAACAGCGAGACCUUUGAUACCAGCGAUCCUGAGCAACAACCAGACCUAGACGAUUUGGUCUCGUUGGAUGACGAAACUGAGUCGAGCUCGAAGGGCAAGCAGCCAGCGGCAGAGAGACGGGACUCGGCAGCAACCAAUGCCACUGGUGGCGAAACAUUUAUUAGAACAGAUCAGCUAGACGGUGAGACUGACUGGAAGCUUCGACUUGCGUCCCCGCUCACGCAAAAUAUUCCACCCGAGGAGUUGGUCCGUCUGAGAGUCAAUGGCGGAAAGCCUGAUAAAAAGGUCAACGAGUUCCUGGGAACUGUUGAACUGCUGCCGUCUCGCGAAGAGGCUGCUCAGCAGCAGGCGUCUCUCAACCAGGAAGAUGCAUCUGUUACGACGGCUCCCCUAUCCAUUGAUAACACAGCAUGGGCGAAUACAGUAAUUGCCUCCCAAGGAAGCACGCUGGCUGUGAUUAUGUACACCGGCCCCCAUACCCGAUCCGCGCUAUCUACCUCACCAUCUCGCUCCAAGACUGGUCUUCUCGAAUACGAAAUCAACUCGCUGACUAAGAUCCUCUGUGCGUUGACUCUUGCCCUUUCCAUCGUGCUUGUCGCACUGGAGGGCUUCGAGAACAGGCCUGGAAAGCCAUGGUACAUCCAAGUUAUGCGCUUUCUGGUACUUUUCUCGACUAUUGUACCAAUUAGCUUGCGUGUCAACCUCGAUAUGGGAAAGACUGCUUACGGCCGCUUCAUUCAGAGGGACCCCGGUAUUCCAGGCGCUGUUGUCCGUACGAGCACCAUUCCGGAAGAUCUUGGUCGCAUUGAAUAUCUUCUAAGUGAUAAGACGGGAACUUUGACACAGAAUGACAUGGAAAUGAAAAAGAUCCACAUUGGAACAGUGUCUUACGCCAAUGAAGCGAUGGAUGAAGUCAACUCUUACGUUCGCCAGGGUUUUUAUAUCCAGCCUACGACAGACCCUGCCACACAAACCAUGCUGAUUACUCCAUCGUCCACGUACGUCAACACUGUCGCUGUCGGCGCCACCCGAACAAGGAGAGAGAUUGGUACCAGAGUCCGCGAUGUUGUCUUGGCGCUGGCGCUGUGCCACAAUGUCACGCCCACCACAGACGAAGAAGAUGGCAAGGAAGUCACAUCAUACCAGGCUUCUUCUCCGGACGAGAUUGCCAUUGUGAAGUGGGCCGAGUCUGUUGGAUUGAAGCUUGCUUCUCGUGACCGAAGAAGUAUGACUCUCGCUGCGACCACAACGGGUCGUCCUGUCGUGCGUGUUAGCAUUCUGGAUGUGUUUCCUUUUACUUCGGAAGGAAAGCGGAUGGGAAUCAUUGUUCACUUCCAGGAUGACCUCCACAACCCGAAUCGCGACCUCAGUAAUGGCGAUAUUUGGUUCUACCAAAAGGGUGCAGACACCGUCAUGAGCUCCAUCGUGGUGGCGAAUGACUGGCUUGAUGAGGAGACAGCUAACAUGGCACGAGAGGGUCUGCGAACACUGGUUGUGGGCAGAAAGAGACUGUCGAACAAACAAUACCAGGAAUUCUCCUCCCGAUAUCAUGAGGCGUCGUUGGCCAUCAAUAACCGUGAUGUGGGCAUGCAAACGGUCGUUGCGCAGUACUUGGAAAGUGACCUCGAGCUUCUUGGCGUGACUGGUGUCGAGGAUAAGCUGCAGCGCGACAUCAAGCCCUCUCUUGAGCUUCUCCGCAACGCCGGCAUUAAAAUCUGGAUGCUCACCGGUGACAAGGUGGAAACUGCGCGCUGCGUGGCGGUCAGCUCAAAGCUAGUGGCACGCGGCCAGUACAUUUAUACCGUCACCAGAUUGAGGCGCAAGGACAACGCGCAAGAGCACCUCGACUUCUUGCGCAACAAGACUGACGCCUGCCUUUUGAUUGACGGCGAGAGUCUCGCGCUCUUGCUCACCCACUUCCGCAUCGAGUUCAUCUCUGUGGCCGUCCGUCUCCCGACUGUCGUGGCAUGCCGAUGCAGCCCGACCCAGAAGGCUGAGAUUGCCACUCUGAUCAAGGAAUACACCAAAAAGCGUGUCUGCUGCAUCGGCGAUGGUGGCAAUGAUGUGUCCAUGAUUCAAGCGGCCGACGUCGGUGUUGGUAUCGUCGGCAAGGAAGGCCGACAGGCCAGUUUAGCGGCCGACUUUUCCAUCGAGCAGUUCUGUCACUUGGUCAAGCUGCUUGUCUGGCACGGCCGCAACAGCUACAAGCGCAGUGCCAAGCUCGCCCAGUUUGUCAUUCACCGUGGUCUCAUCAUUGCCGUCUGCCAGACCAUGUACAGCAUCGCCCUCAAGUUUGAGCCCGAAGGUCUCUAUAUUGACUGGCUCAUGGUGGGGUACGCGACUGUCUACACGGCGGCUCCUGUCCUAUCGCUGGUCUUGGACAAGGACGUGGAUGAAAACCUGGCCAACCUGUAUCCCGAGCUGUACAAGGAGCUGACGACUGGUCGAUCGCUCUCGUACCGCACAUUUUUCGUCUGGGUCUUUGUCUCCAUCUACCAAGGUGGCAUGAUUCAGGGUCUGUCGCAGAUUCUCACCGGUGUCGAAAACAAGAAAAUGACGGCCGUCAGCUACACAGUGCUAAUUCUCAAUGAGCUUCUCAUGGUGGCAAUUGAAAUCACCACCUGGCAUCCCAUUAUGAUUGUCAGCAUCCUGGGCACGUUUCUCAUGUAUCUUGGAUCCAUGCCUUUUCUUGGCGGAUACUUUGACUUGGAGUUUAUUAUUACCUGGGGAUUUGUUUGGCGCGUGCUCGCCAUCCUGUCCAUCUCACUUGUGCCACCGUAUGCGGCGAAGCUUAUUAGGAGAAGGAUGAAACCGCCGUCGUACAGAAAGGUGCAAAAUCGGUAG
This is a messenger RNA of Cordyceps militaris CM01, 3894 nucleotides long. Its product is annotated as phospholipid-translocating P-type ATPase, putative. The transcript is spliced from 2 exons. Gene Ontology annotation, molecular function: ATPase-coupled intramembrane lipid carrier activity; magnesium ion binding; ATP hydrolysis activity. Gene Ontology annotation, biological process: retrograde vesicle-mediated transport, Golgi to endoplasmic reticulum; phospholipid translocation; endocytosis. Lineage: Eukaryota; Fungi; Ascomycota; Sordariomycetes; Hypocreales; Cordycipitaceae. The record is from RefSeq and is a predicted model, not a curated record. Gene Ontology annotation, cellular component: endosome; plasma membrane; trans-Golgi network. The coding region runs from base 1 to 3894 and encodes 1297 amino acids.